Molecule: messenger RNA, 2983 nt
Organism: Darwinula stevensoni
Lineage: Eukaryota; Metazoa; Arthropoda; Ostracoda; Podocopida; Darwinulidae
Source: the annotation of a GenBank genome assembly
UCUUCUCUUAUUUCUCUAGAUCAAGACCUUAUUUUGUGGGGGCCUCUGCUACUUGGGCCUCAUAGGUUUUCAGAAAUGUUUGGGGGUUUGAGUGAGCUGGUUGCAAAUGAGUCUUCUUCGAUGUCUGAAUUAUCUCCAAACACUUUGGCUUCACAUGGUGUAGAGCAAGACCCAUUGAGUGAACCCAUUGACCUCUCAUUCCUGAAAAAUGGAGAAGGGAGAGUUUCAGUUUUGGAUUUGUCUAUGUCUCUUGGAGACAACAUGAAUGAUGGAGGGCUCAAUGAUGCUCACUCAGCAUGGGAUGAUGACAAAGUUCUUCCUGUGGGAAAAUACAUUGUCAUAUAUGAUGCAUCUGGCAAUUCUGCAACAAUACCAGAGAAGCAGUUUGCAGCUCAGCUUCCCAAGGCAUUGGAGUGCAUGAAAGGAGAUGAGAUUCAGACAAUGAUAGUGGAAGUGACAGAGGAAGGUGAUCUCAUUCAAGUGGAGGAUUGUAGCCUGCAGUUAGAAGAUCUGUCUGCUAUCCAGUGCACUGACCUUCCACUUGCUGAAGAGGUAGGAAUUGAAGGAGAAAGUCCUAUCACUGGAGAAUUGGCAGUUGACCUCUCAAGUGACAAGCAAGAGAAGCAGCUGACUGGAAGAAAAUCCAGGAGAACAAGAUUGCCAAAUGUGAAAUCUGUAUCAAAUGGGGCAGUGAAUCAAAAUUGGAGCAUUCCAUCCAAAGAUAGUUCAGAUGAUGAAGAAUCCCCAAAAGGCAAAGAGCAAUACAAGCAGGGGAUGUGGAGCAAGGAAGAAUCAGAUAUACUUCAGGAAAACAUUGAGAGAUACUGCCAGGAGCAGGGAAUUGAUCACCCUCGAAAGAUAGUUUUCAACAUGACCAGAGAUGAACGCAAGGGAUUUUAUCGCAUCAUUGCUAGAGGGAUCCAGCGGCCACUUUUUUCUAUCUACAGAAGGGUUGUGAGGAUGUACGAGAAGCAGGAGAAGGUUGGUCCGUACUCUCAGGAGGAAGUUGAGGCACUGAAACAGUUGGUGAGCAUCCAUGGGAAGAACUGGAAGCUGAUUGGAGCAGCUCUUGGGCGGAGUGGAGAGUCCAUCAAGGAUCGGUAUCGCCUCGUUCGAGAUGACUGUCGCAAUGGGAAAUGGAAUGAGGAAGAGGAGCAGAAGCUGUCUGAUGCAGUACAUCAAGUGUGUGGCCAAGAAUCAGGAGAAAUGGCAGUUUCUGGAAUCAAUUGGACUGAGGUGGCCCAAAUUGUAGGUACAAGAUCAGAGAAACAGUGCCGCAACAAGUGGCUCCACUGUCUUUACUGGAAGGAGAGCAAGGGCUCUGUUUGGACACACAAGGAUGAUCUCAUUCUUGUAGAAAAGAUAGGAGCAUUAAAUGCCAAAGAAGAAGGAGACAUUGACUGGACCUCUCUGGUUUUGGAGAACUGGUCAGCUGUGAGAUCCCCUCAGUGGUUGCGAAACAAAUGGGGUCAACUCAAGCGAACCUAUGUCAUCAACCACAAGGAUCUUCCUCUUGAAGAGGUGUUCAAGAAGCUGAGAGAGAACAUCUCAGCCCGGAAUCCUGUGAAGCAACAGCGAGCAAAAUCAGAGAAACCAGAUUCAUCAUCUGGGAGACGACAGCUGGAAAAAGAGAACAGUCCUAAUGCAGCCAAUGAGAGUGUGCUUCAGCCACUCCCUCCUAUGUCCACAUUGCCUCCAUUUGGUACUCCUGUUUUCUCUGCUGCUCCUCCUCAGCACAACACCAUACUCCAUGCAUCACAAACAUCUAUCAUCUCCAUACCUCAUGGGGCAACCCUGGUUGGGGGGACAGGAGGACCUGGAGCACCAAUCCAAGUCCUUGGUCCAAGUCCAUCGUAUGUCAUCACCACUCCUAUCAUUGCUACGAUUCCUCAGCCUAUUAUCCUUCAGCCUGUUGUGUCAACAUCAGAGUCAGAUGUGGGACAGACAGCUCUUGUGGUUCCUCCAAUGGAUGCUGAUUCUGGCUCAAUCACACACCCUCCUCCUGUCUGUCUCCAAGGAGAUAUGGAGGAAAGCCCUAGCAUCUCUUUCAGACCUUCACACGAACACUUGGAUCUCAAGGAAUCCAUUCCUGAUGAAGACAUGGAUCCCCACAUCCCCCAUCCUGAUGUUAUCCUUCGAGAGGUUUUGGAAUCAGAGAGUGAUGAAAUGAUGCUGUUACGAAGAACCGGAGUGAGUCGCCGCGUCCUGCAGUGGUGCGAUGCAAAGGGCAAGCUGAAGGUCAAGGCCAGGAUGACCGAGAGGACCAUGCCACAGAAGCGGGACCUCUGCACUCCCGCGCAGUAUCCAGUCCAAAAGUUUGACUACCUUCUCCUCCUUGACUUUGAAGCCACUUGUGACAAUAUCAAAACACCUUAUCCCCAGGAAAUCAUAGAGUUUCCUUGCCUGAAGGUGAAUGCCAAGAAUAUGGAGGUGGAAUCCACAUUCCAUCAAUAUGUCCUUCCUCGUGCAAAUCCCUGCCUCACUUCAUUUUGCACAAAUCUAACAGGGAUCAUCCAGGAGAUGGUGAAUAGUCAGCCACACCUGGAGGAAACCAUGGAGCUAUUUGACAAGUGGAUGGAGGGAGAGAACCUCAAGGAUCCCAAGGUGACGAGCCUCUUUGUGACGUGCGGGGACUGGGACCUGAAGGUCAUGCUCCCGUCCCAGUGCCAGUACUUUCGCAUCUCCAUCCCGGACUACUUCACCAGAUGGUCCAAUCUCAAAAAGGCAUUCUGUUCGAUGGAGGGGAUGUGGCCGAAGGGGCUGCUCCACAUGAUGACCCAUCUCAACAUUCCCCAUCAAGGGAGGCUUCACUCGGGGAUCGAUGAUUGCAAGAACAUGGCGACGGUGGUGAAGGCGCUGGCCGAGAAGGGUUGCGUGUUCGAAGAGACUCAUCACCAGGUGGACGAGCGUCCGCCGAGGUGAAAGGCGUGAGACGCCUUUCGCGUUUUGUGUGUCCGUGUCUCGUUUGCUGGUGAUAUCCAGA